AUGUUGGCUUUCAAAGCAGUAUGCUUUUGUAUUAAACGUAUGCCUCGCAUCUUUGCGUUAUCUUUUAACGUUAUUGCCGUGUUUUUAACCGCCUUCCUGUUGAUCGGUUGCUACAAUGAGACUAGUCUAUCUACUUUUUUGGUCAGUUACAAAUUUGAAAAGAGUUCUCCUUUUUACUCAGUGAUUAAAUCGUCAUUUAAUAGUACGACUGUUCGUUCUAACGUUUCCUUAAGUGGAUUGGAAAAUGUCGAGAUUAAAUCUGGUUAUAUGGGCGUAUGUCUGCUAAAUUUGCCCAAGGAUUAUGAUAGUGACUCACAAAGAAUUUGUUACCCACGGAAAAACCUGUUCAAUACAACGGUUUACAGUGAUUUAUCAAUCGAGAUGUUCAAUUUGCCCUCUACCAAUAAUUCCGGUUCUAAUUCUCAAAAUAAUGUACCUAUCAAGCUCAAUAUUCUUCAAUUGGGGCAAUUGACAUCGGUCGAGAUCAUCCAUCCUUAUAUCCUCAUGGCCACAGUGGUAUUAUCGUGUGCUAUGUUCUUGCUAAUCAUUUACGUGACGCUGCCUAAGCUUCCGAAGAAACAAUUCAUGACUCGAGUACUGCUGGCUUGGAGUCCCGUUCUCACCUUACUCUGGGGAUUCGGCACCAUGUGGACCCACGUAGGAAUUAAUGCAACAUCAGAGCUGGCUCCAGCAGCAAGCAUGGGGAUCAUAAAGGCUAAGAGAGGCAAGAAAGCGGCAACGAUGUCUUGGUGCGCAUUUGCUUUCCUACUGCUUGACUGUUUGAUCAUUUGGGCAUUGUAUUUCAGAGAUAGAAAGAAAUUGAGUGAUGAAAUCGAUAAAAUAAAGGCUAGCAACUCCUAUGAUAAGUAUCAUUCGGAUUCAUCCACUUUGGCUUAA
This is a messenger RNA of Torulaspora delbrueckii, 897 nucleotides long. RefSeq names its product Fig1p (gene FIG1). The record is from RefSeq and is a predicted model, not a curated record. Gene Ontology annotation, cellular component: mating projection tip; membrane. The transcript has a single exon. Gene Ontology annotation, biological process: conjugation with cellular fusion. NCBI's taxonomy places the organism in Eukaryota, Fungi, Ascomycota, Saccharomycetes, Saccharomycetales, Saccharomycetaceae. Bases 1 to 897 code for a protein of 298 amino acids.